Molecule: messenger RNA, 960 nt
Organism: Elaeis guineensis (African oil palm)
Lineage: Eukaryota; Viridiplantae; Streptophyta; Magnoliopsida; Arecales; Arecaceae
Product: probable calcium-binding protein CML13
Cellular component (GO): myosin II complex
Molecular function (GO): calcium ion binding
Source: RefSeq, a predicted model, not a curated record
AGAGAUAAAAGCAACCAGCUUUCAAGACUGUCGAAAUUCGAUAAGGCGCGAGAGAAUCACCGACUCUCGAGGGCGCGAACCCAAGUCGACGAUUCCCUAGAGAAAGCCUCCCCAAAUCCAAUCGGAUCAAUCCAAUUCAAUGGCAAGUGUUCAGUCUAGGAUAGGGUCUAGAAGAGAAACCCCAAGAGGACGUCAUCAUGGUUUAAGUCAACAAAAGAGGCAAGAGAUAAAAGAAGCAUUCGAACUCUUUGAUACAGAUAAUUCUGGGACUAUCGAUGCCAAAGAGCUGAAUGUUGCAAUGAGGGCCUUGGGUUUUGAAAUGACAGAAGAGCAAAUUAAUCAGAUGAUUGCUGAGGUAGACAAAGAUGGCAGUGGUGCAAUUGAUUUUGAUGAAUUUGUAUACAUGAUGACAGCUAAGAUUGGAGAAAGGGAUUUUGAGGAACAACUGUUGAAAGCUUUUCACAUUAUUGACCAAGAUAACAAUGGAAAGAUAUCUGAUGUUGAUAUCCAGCGUGUUGCCAAAGAGUUGGGGGAAAACUUCACUCCUGCAGAGAUCAGAGAGAUGAUUGCAGAAGCAGACCGCAAUGGUGAGAAUUUUUUCCUUUCGAAUCUACAGUGGAAUCCUUGGAUGUUCUCUCGGGUGAUGGAGAAGUUGAUACUGAUGAGUUUAUCAGGAUGAUGAAAAGGACGGGUUUUGGUCAAUAAAUAUCUGAAGUUAUGUUGCUGCAAAAGGCUGUGAAUUCUUUAUGAUGCAAGUGACUAAAACAGCUUCAAAUUCAAGAACGUGAUGUAAAUUAAAUUAACCUGCCCGUCAAAAGUUCUAUGCGCUGCAUCUUGCUUUAUUUUAUUUCUAUCGUUUCUGAUGUAUGGUUGUGUCGUUUGAUAGUUGUAAUUCACGUUAAAAAUGGCUAUUUUCUUGAUGUUGAGUUGAUAAUGCGAUCACCAGAUUAUUUUCACCUA